Ambispora gerdemannii is the source of this 1080-nucleotide messenger RNA. NCBI's taxonomy places the organism in Eukaryota, Fungi, Glomeromycota, Glomeromycetes, Archaeosporales, Ambisporaceae. The record is from the annotation of a GenBank genome assembly.
AUGGAACUUCCGAAACUUCGCCAAGACAUUGAUAAUAUAGACACGAAACUCGUGAACUUGCUUAAUGAACGUGCUCGAAUUUCUUUGAAUAUCGGCAAGGCCAAAAAAGAAGCUAUCACCAUAAAUCCAGAGGACGAAGAAAAGGAAACUCACGUAUAUAUUCCAGGACGCGAAAAGCAAGUUUUUGAAAAGCUUCAGCGAUUAAAUUACGGUCCUCUUGCGUCUGAAUCAUUAUGUGCGAUCUAUCGAGAAAUUAUGUCCGCAUCAAUCUCCUUACAAAAGGCAAUAUCGAUAAGCUAUUUCGGACCUGAGGGAUCCAAUACGCAUCAGGCAGCACGCGAGAGGUUUGGUGAGAGUGUACAAUAUUUGCCCAAAUUAAGCAUACCUGACGUGUUCGAUGCAGUUGAACACGGUCAUUCAACGUAUGGCAUAAUACCUUUUGAGAACUCCACAUUUGGAUCCGUAGUAACAACCUUAGAUCGCUUUAUUUCCUCGAAAGUUCAAAUUAGGGCAGAGACUUAUUUACAGAUUUCGAGUCUAAAACGUGUCUACAGUCAUCCUCAGGCAUUUGGGCAAUGCCAAAAAUGGCUUGAUCACAAUCUAAAAACUGUUGAACGCGUGGAAGCCGGAUCCACUAGUCAAGCGGCACAGUUGGCAGCAGCAGAGCCAAAUGCAGCGGCAAUUGCCAAUAUAGGCUGCGCUCAACUCUACGGAUUGAAUAUUUUAGAACGCAAUAUUGAAGAUAGUCAAAAUAACAUAACUCGUUUCUUUGUAAUCGGCACAUCUUCUGAUGCCCCAACUAUCGAAGACAAGACUUUUAUUCUAUUCACAUUGGAUCAUAGACAGUCUGGAGCUCUCUGCGAUGCCCUUAAAGUUUUCAAAGAUUAUGACAUCAAUCUGACAAAAAUUGAUACUCGUCCUUCCUUGAUGCGUCCUUGGCAUUAUGUUUUUUUCAUUGAAUUCCAGGGUCAUAAAGAACAAGAGGAAGUCAAGAAAGCCUUGAACGAAUUAAAUCAAUAUUGUCUUGAUGUAGUGAUUUUAGGAAGUUAUCCGAAUCAAAAACCAGUAAGCUUAAGCUAA